GCCGCCGCCGUCGCUCCCCUGCUUCACCAAAAGCGGAGCGAAUCGGGGUCCAUCAUCGCCGGAGAGGGAGCAAGUGCCGUGGCUAGGUUAUUCUUCCAGUCUCAUCACCCCUACUAGCCGCCGUAAUCAGGGUCCAUCGUCGCCGGAGAGGGAGCAAGUGCGCACGUCGACAUGUACGGCAAGCGUCUGCGAACCAUCGGAGACGAUCAUGUUACUCGCGUUACAGAGGCGGAGUCCAUGGAGCAGGACAUACGUGUCCUGCUUGAUCAAAUCCAUGGUUUCUACAAGAAGGCGCUCAAUCGGCUGCCGGUAAAGGGGAUUCGCUCGUUGGCACCUCGCCUUCUCAAGGCCGGCCUUUGCAUCGGCUUCCUCGACCCAAUCUCCAACAUCAUCCUCAACACCAUCUCCUACUGUCCUUCGCCGUUGCCCAGCCUCGAGGAGGGUGUACUGGCGAGGAAGACGAUCUUGUCCAAGAUCAUUACCGACACUGACGACCCCAGAGUCUUUGAAUUACCGCUGGACGCGCACGCGGCCCACAGCAUGACGGUCGCGCGGCGGUCUCUGGAAGGUCUCGUGAGCUUCCUCAUCUACUACUACCGCUACCUCGCGGAGGCAGAAGCCCUGCGCUACCUGCGCCUGGCCGGGGCCGACCUCCUCGUUGCCGUGUGGCUUAUUGAUCAAGAUCGUAACAAGCCCUCAGUGUCCGUCUCUGACCUGCUUGACAGGAAGCCUCCGUUCGAUAUCUCCUCCCCUACCACCAAAAUAGCCCUGCGCUGUGCAGCCGCCUCCGCGAGGCACCCCGAACCAGCCAUUCUGGCGAGUGCGUCACUGUUGCUGGCAUCGUCGCUGGGUAAUGUAUCUGAGUAUCUACAUCGGCAUCCCCGCCUCUCCAUUAGAAUGGUAAGGUGCCUCCGCCAGUGGCUCAGUCUUCAAGACUGUCGAGAUAUGCCCCCCAUGGACAUAUGGCGUCCCAUGUAUCUUGCCACUUUACGUCUUACUGUUGGGAAGAGGAAGGAGAAGAAGGAGAAUUCUACGUCUGGAUAUACAGAGUCUUUGAAGCUGUUGCUUCUCGACAAGAUCCACGAGCUUUACCUAGAUGCUCUUUCCAAGCUAUCUGGAGAUGGCUUGUGCAAGCGUCUCGCCUGCAGCCUCCUCAAGGCUGGCUAUUGCUAUGGCCCAAUGGAUCCUGUCUCAAACAUCAUCCUCAACACUGUCUGGUAUGGCUCUACAUUCUCUACACACCAUGAGUUUGAGCUUAGCUUUGAGGUGGACAUGAUAUGCACCAAUGCCCUGAUGCGCAUAGAGUGCUGCUCUCUCUAUGGCCUCGUUGCCUACAUGCGCACUCUCUUCAGCGCUCUAACAGAUCAUGAUGCCAUAUGGUACCUGCUCAUAAGCAAUGCUGACAUCCGUUCUGCCAUUAAAAUGGCAGAAGUGGAUGGCCAUUCUGUGUGCUAUGACAAUGACCCUUAUAGGGAAGCAGCACGUGCUUCAUGGCAUCCUGACACUGAUGCUCUGGUAAAAUUCUUUUCGUCAUCCAUAAUCACAGAAUCCACUGAGUCAUGUGUGCCGACUCUUGCACUCACGGUUGGUGGAAUUGAGCGGCUCGCCAUGUUGAUUUCACCCAAUCCUUCACCUACCAACUCAAGCUCAGAGACCUUAUCAAAAAACCAGAAAAUGUUCAUUCGGGCGGUUCAAAAGAAAUUUAAAGCUGACCAAGGAUUCUUUGUCAGGAAAGUCACUGCUGCAUUGUUCAACUAUAGUCAGCAAACAGGGGUGCAAUAUGAACUUCAGGUGAUAUGCACUGUGAAUCCUGUUGUGGUUGAAGGUACAAGUGUUGCCCUUUUUAAGAAAAAUGGCAAAUAUGAGUAUUCUCAUAUCAACUUUUUGGCAACGCCCAAGGGAUCAAACUUCUCUGCCCCUGGUCCAGUACUAUUUUUUGCCCAAUGUAGCAAUGGUGAUAAAGAUGAGGAUGAAAGACCAUCCAUGUGCGUCCCUGUAUCGAGUUCCUGGAUAUCUGAUGUUCGUUGCUUUAACUGUGAGCACAAGGGGAUAAAAAUUGUUCAUCCAUACCAUGAAACUUAUCAUGGGCGUGGUGAGGACUUUGUUGCAAUGGCUCGUGGAGAUCAUAACAUCUGCAAUGAAGACCUAAUCAGCUCAUGUGAAUUUCAUGCCGAUCUGAUGUGCACUUUAAAGGAGGAUUGGAUCUUUUUUGAUCCUAACAUGGACGGUACAAUUGCUGACAAGAAUCCCAUUGAUGACUGCGCUAGGGCAAUGAAGAGGUGGAAAAACAGAAUCUUUUGACAUGGUGCUGCUUGAAAACAUCACAGUGAAUAUCAAGUGGUUUGUUAUGACACAAACGACUGACAGAAGAGUAUGCGUGCUCCCUCAGAAAAAAAAGAGUCUACGUGCAAUGUGGUCUUAUAUUUUCCUUUCUUUCUCAUUAAUAGGUAGUGAUGCACACUGGUUUGUUUAUUGCUCCAUCUAUGAGCUUCACUUGUUAUCUUGCAAUCCGUUUGUUUACUCCAGUGGAGAUGCUGCACUCAAUUAGUAUAUUUUUCUGUCA
Messenger RNA from Triticum dicoccoides, 2563 nucleotides. RefSeq lists its product as uncharacterized. Lineage: Eukaryota; Viridiplantae; Streptophyta; Magnoliopsida; Poales; Poaceae. The record is from RefSeq and is a predicted model, not a curated record. The transcript is spliced from 3 exons. Bases 172 to 2301 code for a protein of 709 amino acids.